Chlamydomonas reinhardtii is the source of this 2233-nucleotide messenger RNA. RefSeq lists its product as uncharacterized. The transcript has 4 exons. NCBI's taxonomy places the organism in Eukaryota, Viridiplantae, Chlorophyta, Chlorophyceae, Chlamydomonadales, Chlamydomonadaceae. The record is from RefSeq and is a predicted model, not a curated record. Bases 101 to 1279 code for a protein of 392 amino acids.
UGGACUAGGCUUUGGACAGUUGCUGCCAGUGCAAGGGCCAUUUCCAAAAUUUUGGUCUAUUUUUCCCCCAGGUUGAUCGCCCACAUGCAUGUAUUGUUAAAUGAACGCGAAGUACGAAGAUGUGGACUUUUGGCGCGGCGUCCUGAGCGAGGAGGACCGCCGCCGCGCCAGCCCCGAGGUGCAGGCCCGCUUUGAGGCCGCCGAGACCGACACCAGCCUGCGCUGCUGGAUGGACGUGGCCAGCGAGGUGCAGCGGGAGGUGCUGCUGGACGCGGGUGUGCCGCCACACGACGUCACACGCGCCCUGGCGCUCAUGCGCGCCGCGCCCUACCGCCACCCCGAGCUGCAGCCCCUGUGUGUGUACCACCGCGCCACCCGUAUCAGCAAGCAGGGCAGCUGCCGGCAGGGCGACACGCUGCCGCCUAUGCCGCUCCUGCGGCUGGUGGCGGCGGCCGGGUCGGGCGGUGGUGCUGGUGGGGAGGCCGGCGGGCCCGUGCUGCAGGAGGCCGACCUUAUCUCGGUGUGCCGGCCGCACGAUACGCACCUGCUGGUGGCGGCCGCCGGGGGCAGCAGCAACAGCAGCAGUGCCGGGGGCGACGCCGAGGCGGGGGCCGCAGCGGCCGAGGGCGGCGACAGCAGCACUAGCGCCAGCAGUGGCGGUGGCGGUGGCAACAGCGAGAUUGGCGCUGCCCGGCUGAGCGCUAGCGUGGCUCUGGUAUAUAUUGCUGAGGCGCAUGCGGAGGACGAGUGGCCGGUCCGCAGCAGCCGCUACAACGGCGGCCGCGGACCGGUAUGUCUGCGCCAGAGCGCCACCAGCGCGCAGCGGGCGGCGCACGCGGCAGCGUUUGCAGCGGCGUUCGGGCUGCUGCCGGGGCCGCAGCCGCCGGCGGGCCGCCGCUGCGAGGAGGCGCAGGUGGCGGCGAGGAGGGCGGAUAAGUCAGGGAAGGCAGAGCAGGGGCAGAAGCAGGGCUGCAAGAGGCCGGCCGCGGAGCUGGGGCAGGACAACCAGGAGGAAAAGGAGGAGGAGGAGGAGGAGGAGGAGGAGCAGGAGCAGGAGCGGGGAGAGGACGCGCCGUGCCCACACGAGGCUCUGCUCCCUGUGUUUGUGGACCCUGCUGAGCGCGAGCCCUUCAGCGCCGCGCUGGCGCCCUGGCCGGCCCGCUACUACGCCUUCGAGGUGCCCAGCCGCAAGCUGGUGUUUGUGAGCCAGCCCUCCGACGCCGCGGACGUGGACCUGGCGCCGCUGACGCGCUGGAUGAUGCGGCAGGGGCUGGUGUAGGGCGGUAGUGGGAGGUUGGUGUUGUUGUGGUUGUUGUGGUUGGUGGUGGGAGGUCGGAGGAUGUGGGGUGCGUGGUGGCGAGGGGCGCACCGCUUGUGUGUGUACCGAAAAGUGACGCAGCGGGACAGCGGGAUGCAGGACCCCAUCAAAGGUGAGGUCGAAAGAUAACGUGGGAGCAGGAUGCGGCGGAGCAGCUUUGAGGCUAGCGAGGUUGCCAGAAGGCAGUGCAGGCGGGCACGUGGCAUGACGCGCGGUGCGGUACAGGCGCAGAGUCAGAGGCGCACGUUCCCUGUGCGGCUGUGGCGGCCCCGCAAGCGCUGAUGGACACACACGGUUGCCACCGGACUGUGAUCGGCAACUGCGCUGCGCCCAAGCGCAGUACAGAAAGGCUUUGGGGCAGGCGGUACGUUACGUUGUCAUGUACAGCUGCAUUGGUCAGUACAGCAGGCGCGCAUGCAAUGGAGCUUGCGUCUUGGUGUUGUGGAUGCUUUGUUGGUGAGAGUUGCGUGGGAAACGCUGGCAUCAGUACUGGCGUACUGGCAUCUCUGGGUCUGCCACCGUGCCGGCCGGCUUCCAUGAGCGCGGAUGGCGCAACUGUGAGAGUUUGAUUUGUGCGAUUCGGAGCAACCGCAAUUGCCGAACCUCCUCAGGUGUAGCCUUCCGUGGACGCCAUCCUUUGCCAUGUCGAAAGGUGCCAUGAACGAGGCUGGUCGAGGCGAAGGAGAAGGAGACGUGGGCGUGCCAUGUCGAUGAGAGCGUGGCAUGUUCAAGUAAAUUUAGUUCAAAUGUUAUUACGAUGGAACUUAUCGUAGCAGCGGGCGACCCCUGACAGUGGGCAAUACGCCCGGGGCGACUGCGUGGUCUGUCUAGCGACUGGGGUGACUGCGGCAGCCGAUGCCGGGCGCCCGGGCCGUUGGCCGCCCCUUGUCGUUCUCGCUCCACUCAAUCGAGAUA